This is a messenger RNA of Zerene cesonia (dogface butterfly), 4096 nucleotides long. RefSeq names its product protein draper (gene drpr). The record is from RefSeq and is a predicted model, not a curated record. The coding region runs from base 107 to 4096 and encodes 1329 amino acids. The transcript has 21 exons. Lineage: Eukaryota; Metazoa; Arthropoda; Insecta; Lepidoptera; Pieridae. Gene Ontology annotation, molecular function: scavenger receptor activity; protein binding.
UCUAACAUUGUUUCAGACAAAGCACCGUAUCGGUGGUAAAGCGUGAACAUCGAGCACAAUAGUAUCGCUAUGAUGGCGGUUGGCAGCGCGUGAUAUCACAAUCGACAUGUGGAAGUUGGUGCUGUUAGCCCUGGUGGUGGCGGGCGACGCCCUGCUCGAAGGACCAAAUGUUUGCACGAGGCAGGAGGCAUACACGACAACAAUCAGAGUGUCAGAACAGCAGCCGUACCAAGUGAAGGAGUACGCGUGGUGCCUCAGUGUGCCGCCAAGAUGCUCGAAGUACAAGGUCAAGUUCCGGCAGGUGUACAAGACUCAGACCCUGGUGAAGCAGAGGCCGGUGGAGGAAUGUUGCAAGGGAUACGCGCCGGACGCGCGCGGCGAGCAGUGCGUGCCCGUGUGCGUGGAGCAGUGCGUGCGCGGCAAGUGCGUCGCGCCGGACACGUGCGCGUGCGAGCACGGCUACGGCGGGCCCGCGUGUGAUAUAUCGUGCCCCAGCGGCAAGUGGGGCAGGAACUGCCAGAACUCGUGCCGCUGCAUGAACGGCGGCACGUGCGAGCCGCUGACCGGCGAGUGCGCGUGCGCGGGCGGGUGGCGCGGCGACGCAUGCGAGCGGCCCUGCGAGCGCGGCACCUUCGGCGACGCGUGCCGCCAGCGGUGCCAGUGCGCCAACAAUGCCACGUGCGACGCCGCGAGCGGCAAGUGCGAGUGCCAGCCCGGCUACACGGGCGCUUUAUGCGAAGAGGAAUGCCCAAAGGACCAGCCAUGCCCGGAAAGGUGUAAAUGCCAGAACAACGGCGCGUGCAAUAUCGCCACUGGAGAGUGCGAGUGCACGCCCGGCUGGACGGGCGAAGUGUGUGCGAAUACAUGUCCGUCCGGUUUGUGGGGCCAUAACUGUUCGCGCACGUGCGAAUGCGCGAACGGUGCGAGCUGCCACCAUGUCACUGGCCAGUGCCAGUGCGAAGCGGGCUUUACCGGCGAUAAGUGCCUGGACAUCUGCCCGGCGGGCACGUUCGGCGCGGGGUGCGCGGGGCGCUGCGCGUGCCGGCACGGCGGCGCGUGCGAGCCGCGCGCGGGCGCGUGCGCGUGCCGGCCGGGCUGGGCGGGCGCGGCGUGCGAGCGGCGCGCCUGCCCCGACGGCCGCUGGGGCCCGCGCUGCGACCGCGACUGCGAGUGCAACCCGCACACCACCGAGCUGUGCGACCCGUGGUCGGGCGCGUGCGCGUGCGCGGCGGGGUGGGCGGGCGACGCGUGCGACCGCCAGUGCCCGCUGCUCACCUACGGCAAGGGCUGCCGCGGCGUGUGCCGCUGCGAGAACAGCGCGCACUGCUCGCCCGUCAACGGCUCGUGUCUCUGCGCGCCCGGGUACCGCGGCGUGCACUGCGCGGAGGCGUGCCCGCAGCCGCUGUACGGCGACAACUGCGCAGACUCGUGCGACUGCCGCAACAACGCCACGUGCUCGCACGAGACCGGCGAGUGCCGCUGCCCGCCCGGUUUUGACGGCCUAAAGUGUGAUCGUCCUUGCGAUGGAAAGACAUUCGGGCUGGGCUGUCGGCAGCCCUGCGACUGCGAGAAUGAUGCACCCUGCAACCCUGUUACUGGCGAGUGCGUGUGCGGCCCCGGGUACACGGGCCCGCGCUGCGCGGCGCGCUGCCCGCCCGGCACGUACGGCGCCAACUGCUCGCUCGCCUGCGACUGCGCCGCGCACGCGCUCGCCUGCCACCACGUCACCGGCCGCUGCCUCUGCGACACCAGCUGGAGAGGUCUAGCUAGGAAAAUGGGACUGGGAGUCCGGUGCGAGACGCAGUGCCCGCCGGGGCUGUACGGCGAGGGCUGCGCGUCGGCGUGCGCGUGCGCCAACAACUCGUCGUGCGAGGCGGCCAGCGGGCGCUGCGUGUGCGCGGCCGGCUGGCGCGGCGCCGCCUGCGACCUGCCCUGCGAGCCCGGCCGCUACGGGGCCGCCUGCGCGCAGCUCUGCCCCAAGCACGUCAACGGCAACACAACGUGCGACCCAGUCACGGGCAAGUCGGUGUGCCCGAGCGGGUACACGGGCGUGACGUGCGAGUACCCGUGCCCGCUCGGCACGUACGGCCCGAACUGCGAGGGCCGCUGCGACUGCCGGAACGGCGCUGAUUGUCAUCACGUGACAGGCGAGUGCCAGUGCCUGCCCGGGUGGCAGGGCGCGCGCUGCGCGGCGGCGUGCGGCGCGGGGCAGUGGGGCGCGGGCUGCUCGCAGCCGUGCCGCUGCGCGCGCGGCGCCGCCUGCCGCCCCAACGACGGCUACUGCCGCUGCCCGCCCGGCUUCACCGGCACCUACUGCACGCAGUUUUGCCCUGAGGGCUACUUCGGCGACCACUGCAUGGAGGCGUGCAACUGUUCGAGCAGCGGGCACUGGACGUGCGACCCGGUGCGCGGCUGCGUGUGCGCGCGCGGCUACAUCGGCGACGCCUGCGAGCUGCACGCCAGCGACGCCAUCACCGUCGCGCAGACCGAGGGCACGAGCCGCGGCGCGGUGGCGGGCAUGGUGGUGGUGUCGGGCGCGUGCGUGUGCGUGGCGGCGCUGCUGCUGCUGCACUACCGGCGCCGCGUGCGCCUGCUCAAGCGCGAGAUCGCGCACGUGCACUACUCCGCCACGCCGCCGCCCGACCAACAGCACUUCGACAACCCGGUAUACUCGUUCCAGAGCUCCAACCGAAGCGACGACUCAAGCACACUGCUGAAUAACGCACCACAGAUUAUAAACAACCUGGCCACGCCCAAACUGUCCAAUACGGCCAUGGAGAAGCUCAGGAUGACUGCCACUGGCUCUAAUGGAUCAUACGACCCGAUGUCCCUAAAGAACAAAGACGCGGACGCGACGAACCCCAACCUGUACCACUGUAUCGAUGACGACAACAAGUUGGAUCACGUUUACGACGAAAUCAAACACAAGGAGGGAUACGAAAUGGAGUACGACCACCUGAACUACACGCCUCCAGCUAACACGUGGAAGGCGCACUAUCAGCGGAUGAACGACACGCUACCAUCCAUACACAAGGCCGUCCAACCAGACUCGCCGACCACCUCCGAGCCCACACAGACACCCCCCAUCCCCCCCCUGCCCAAGGUAUCAGGAUCAUUUUACGAUGAACUCCAAGGCGCGAUGCAUUCAGUCCAACAUGGCUUCGGAAAGUUACUCAGUGACGUUGUAUACGACGUCACAGACACGGUACAUUGUACUAUAUCUGCGGUGGAACACGUGCUUACGCUCAACGGUUUGAUAAAAACCAAGUCGAUGUAUGGUCAUAGAUGUCGGGACGGACCUCUUCCCCCGAUAGAAACGCGAGAUGACGACCCCUUAGAAAAUUUCCUUCGAACCAGAGAUGCACUCGAGGAACAAUCAUUCGGAGAAGCGGCACCAAACCUACUACAUACUUCAAUAGAAAGAGUGAAUAGAACAUUGUCCCACGCUUUAGACAAUCGAGAGAGUCAACGGAAAAUAGAUAGUAUAUCAAAGGUUUUAAAGGACGAAACUGAACAGUUGACCAAAGUGAGCAACAUAUUGCGGCAAGAAUUGAACAGCAUAUCACAGAACGUCAAUACCGAAUUAAAUAAUUUGGAAUCAUCUGUGUGGACAGAAAGACGGACUGAAAGUAAGAAUUCUAAGCCUAAAAAUAAUAAGCCAGAACAGUCAGUUCCUGUUGAUAAAACAGACGAAGAAAAUGACGAAAACAACGGAGGAAAUCAAGCAUCCGACACAUAUAAUGAAGCUAAACAAGAAUUUGAGCAUUUUAGAGACCAGCAAACUGAUUCCAAUGACUUUCCUACAAAUUUUAGGGAUGUAGCAAGGAAUAUUCGAGGCAAAAGUUACGAAGAUUCCACACCGAAGAAUACAGCAAUGGGAUCAGUUUUUGAUGUCGACAACGGCAAUUUUGAUCAGUUUUCACCAUUUUUUGAUCCAGGAACUAGCAGUAAAGGGAACCAUAAGCGGCUUUUACAGCACGCGGCUAGUAUUAUAGAAGACAGCCAACGGAACGAACAAAUUAUGAAUAAAGUAUUCAAGGAAUCUCAUACAGCAGCGGACAUAUUCAAUGUAAAUCCCGAAAUAUUCAAUUUCUGA